Schistocerca gregaria is the source of this 692-nucleotide messenger RNA. RefSeq lists its product as uncharacterized. The coding region runs from base 118 to 549 and encodes 143 amino acids. The record is from RefSeq and is a predicted model, not a curated record. Lineage: Eukaryota; Metazoa; Arthropoda; Insecta; Orthoptera; Acrididae. The transcript has 5 exons.
GUAGCUACUCGGACAGGGAAAGUAGAGACGGACGCGUUAGCCCUUUAACAAUGGUCUGUUUAAUUAUUGCUGGUGCGUUAGUUUCCGUAGCAACUGACGGCUGUGGCAGCUAGAAACAUGGCGGAGCUCAGCGCUGCGAUUCGUUACCUGAUGAUCGCACUGGCAGUUCUAGAAAGUGGGGACGAUGGGUAUAAAAUUGUGGUGCCUAUGCCAGAAAUUGAGAGCCCCUGGACGGCUCCGAGGAAUGAGUUCGCGACGGCUAUCGCGAUCGUGUCCUUCUGCGCAAUUUCCCUGGCGAUGAACGGGAAUACCAUAUACGCAUGUGCUGUGGGACUGUGGGAUUUGCUGCGCAUAGUGGCGCCCUACUACAUGGUCUCACAGUUAAUACAGCUAGCGGCACCGAUCCGAUACAUCGUCGUAAAAGCGAAGGAAGGAGGCCUCGAAGCUCUCAAGAACCUCCAUGCGUACCUCGCCGUAGCCUCCAUAUGCAUUAGAAUUGUGACCAUCAGCAUAGCAUUUACGGCAUGGUGGCAGCUGGCAUCGUCAUAAGGAUGGAACGCCGAGUUCAGCGACCAACUGCAGCUACUCUCAUCAUCUCCUGAGCUCCUGCCCACAGUAAAUUCUUACAGAUCCUCUGAACACAAAUUCUGAUGUAAAUUUUUAUCAAAAUUAUACAGAUAUUCGGCGAAUCA